AUGAAAACUGACCUGGAGCUGGCGCUGGAAUGCGCCGUCAACGUCUACCACCGGUACGCCAUGAGGCACCCCAUGGACGACUACCUGAGCAAGGAGGAGUUCUCCAGUCUGCUCAAGGACACGGCCGAGCCUUUCCUGAGGAACACGGUGCCGCCCAAAACGACCAUUGACAGCUACAUCCAGCAGCUCUUCACCAAAGCCGACGGCAACCACGACGGCCGCCUCAAGUUCACCGAGUUCCUGACCACGCUGAGCCUCGUGGCCAUCGAUGCCCACAACAGGUCCCACAAGGGUCCUGGUGAUGACCACGACCACGACCAUGGGCAUGGCCACGGGCAUGGGCACAGCCACCGUCGCUGA
This is a messenger RNA of Pyrgilauda ruficollis (rufous-necked snowfinch), 360 nucleotides long. RefSeq names its product protein S100-A9-like. The record is from RefSeq and is a predicted model, not a curated record. The coding region runs from base 1 to 360 and encodes 119 amino acids. Gene Ontology annotation, molecular function: calcium ion binding. Lineage: Eukaryota; Metazoa; Chordata; Aves; Passeriformes; Passeridae. The transcript is spliced from 2 exons.